Fusarium pseudograminearum CS3096 is the source of this 1566-nucleotide messenger RNA. RefSeq lists its product as uncharacterized. Gene Ontology annotation, molecular function: transmembrane transporter activity. NCBI's taxonomy places the organism in Eukaryota, Fungi, Ascomycota, Sordariomycetes, Hypocreales, Nectriaceae. The transcript is spliced from 3 exons. Gene Ontology annotation, biological process: transmembrane transport. The record is from RefSeq and is a predicted model, not a curated record. The coding region runs from base 1 to 1566 and encodes 521 amino acids. Gene Ontology annotation, cellular component: membrane.
AUGGCCACGCAGACAGAAACCCUCCUCAUGGAGAGCACUACGGCAACGCCUCUGGCAGCAACUGCCGAAGCCACCAUUCAUACGCCAUCUUCGGCAGCAAGCGACAGGGUUUCGAUAGCCUCGCGUCUAGAGAAGAUUGCAGUAACGUUUCAGCUCUCGGGUGUCAACUUUGCCUGCAGCGCUACCAAUGGCUUGAUCAUCGUUGGCCUCCCCAAGAUGACGGCUGAUCUGCACAUCCCCGCCGCCCUCGCGUUUUGGCCCUCUUCGGUACAGGGUCUGGCUACAGCUUCAACGCUGCUCCUCGCAGGCGCUUUGGCCGAUGUGGUGGGCGCGAGGUCGGUAGAGCUAGUGGGGUGCAUUCUUAGUGGUGUCUUCAUGCUUGCGUGUGGCUUCGUGCAGCGUGGUGAAGAGCUCAUUGCGCUACGAGCCCUGCAGGGCGUUGCCUUGGCGCUGCACUUGUCAAGUUCGGUUGCGUUGGUGACCAAAACCCUUGCUCGGGGACGAGGUCGUAAUUUCUCUUUUGCUUGUCUUGGCUUGAGCCAACCUCUUGGAUUCUCCUUUGGUCUGGUACUUGGCGGCGUGCUUGUUGAGACGAUUGGUUGGCGGUCGGGAUGGUAUCUCUACGGGGGCAUUGUUCUGUUCUUGUCUGCCGUUGGCUUCUGGUCGUUGCCAAAAGCUGAACCCCUUGGAACGCUGUCAGAAGUUCUAGCUAGCGUGGCUAUCAAGGUUGACUGGCUGGGAACUUUGCUUGCUUCAGCUUUCAUGGCCCUGUUGUGCUAUUUCUUGGCUGUUAUCAGUACUGAUGUCUACCGUAUCAGAGAAGCCGGCAGUAUCGUACUUUUGUGCCUCAGCUUGUUGGCCUUGCCUCUGUUUGUGGCGUGGAUGCAUUUCCAAGUUAAAAAGGGGAAGCCGGCCUUGAUACCUAAUUCGUUCUGGCGCAACCACGCCUUCACCAGCAUAUGUGUCACAAUAGCCCUGUCAAACUCGGUUAUCAACUCAUUGGAGCUGUUCUCCAGUCUUUUCUUCCAAGAAAUCCAGCACCUGUCCGCCCUGAAUGCAGCGAUCCGGAUCUUACCGAGCGUUGUUGUCGGCAUAGCGUUGAACUUCACUACCGGUCUUGUCGUUCACAGGAUCCCAGCCAUCUGGCUCAUAGUCACUACCUCAGUUUUAACUGCUGUCUCACCUCUUCUCAUGGCAGUCACAGACCCGGCAUGGACGUACUGGACAACGGCUUUCCUUGCUCAGGUGCUCAUGCCAGUCUCGGCGGAUGUUUUGUUCACGGUUGGCUUGAUCGUCGUCACCGAGACAUUCCCCGAGGAUAAACAAGCCAUAGCUGGAUCUGUCUUUAAUGCCGCAUCACAGUUUGGGAAUGCCAUGGGCCUCGCUAUUAUGCAAGUUGUGUCUGCCCUAGUAACUAAGCAGAACUCAGGAAUGAAGGGCAACGACGCAUUACUAGAGGGAUACAAAGCAAGCUUCUGGGCUAUGUUUGGAUUCAUGAUCCUUUGUGCUUCGGUUGGGGGCGUGGGUCUUCGCCAUGCGGGCAGGGUUGGGUUGAAGCGCGAGUAA